AAAAUGUCCCAAAUGUUGGUAAAGUGGUACAACUAGGCUCGAUCCGUCUUCCUUUUGUUGUAACAUAUUCCUUUCUUUCAAUUAUAAUUUGCAGCCGCCGCGGUCUUUCUGCCCGAAAAGGUUAUCAUUCUAAACACGGAAGAAAACGUCAAGUGGCUUAUUCAUAUGACAAAACAUUCAUUAAAGUUCUUUGUCAAGAGGCCUACAAUAUUUGAAAUGCGUUUCUCGUGUGGUUGGCAAGCAGAAAUCAGUCAAGCCUUUGUUAUAAUAUUCUGGAGUAAUUAUGUACAAAAAACAUUCUGCAUCCUCUCAAACUCACCACCUACGUAAUCGUGAUUAGUCUGCGGCAUCGAUCAGACGAUGUCAGUUUGAAACCGACCACCAAGAAAAAUUUUUUCGAAGCGCAGGCCUAAUCUUCGCUGAACAUUAAAUAUUACAUUCUUUCAUUUAUGUAGCUCUUAAAUAAUAGACAUUUAUUGAAAAAAAAAAUUGUUUUCAGCGAUGAUAUAAUGUCUUAACUGAACAAGCGAGAGGAAGUGAAGGUCGAGGGGACUGUUUUGACUGAACUCUGAAAGCCGUACUCUAUUCAAGAUUAUGCUCCGCUGUAUUUUGCAAUUCUAUUCUACAUGCAAUUGGUAUCAUGAAACCCUUUCCCCACGCUAAAGUCGCGUUUCGAGAAACUUUUUUCCAUUGACGUUGCUGAAAAGAUUUGUAUUCCAUUUGUAUGUAAGCGGGCUCUUUCAACAACAUCGUCAUAUCACGGUUCAUUUUUCCAGUAACUGAUUUUUUUUUUUUAAUUUAAGCCAAGAACCUCCUAUUUAUAUAUCCUAUUCCAGACUAAACUGCUAGUAAACCACGCUCAUUACAUCUUACUGACUACUAUAGCUCCUAUGUGGCAAUACCAAACCUAGGCUGGGUCUGAACACUGUAUGUGUUCCACCUGGAUAGAGAGGAAAUAAAUAUAUCACUCAGGAGUGCCACGGCGUCACUAGUUUAAUGCCCGACUUCGAUGGUGCCGAAACUGGAUGGAAUAUAUAUCUGUUUCUCCACCGAUAAGCAUCCUAUAAACUUCGAAGCCUAAGCUGGUGAACGCUGCCUAGUUGCCUCGUCGCCCACCGAAGGUAUCGUAGGCCAACCAAAGAGCGAGGCCUGGGGACGGGAGGUUGGCGAGAAUCACUUUUAUGGGCAGUCACGCAUGGGGGAACGAUUGCAUGACUAGCUCGUCUGCCGUACGAGGCUAAGCGGAACAGGCGUACCAGGAGACAGGCAAAUUGAUGACUCAUUUGACUCGUGUACCUUUCGAAACACAAUGAAGGGAAGUGUAGGGGUAGGAAGGGCUGUUGUAUAUCUAACCAUGUUACUGUUCCCAGCGAGUGGGAGAAGUGAGGGUGAAGUAGCUAAAGAGUCAAGGAAGAGGCAUUUGUUUGUGCAGAGGGACAGGCCACUGCCAGGCUCUCCGACAAAGUUGUUCAAGAUUGAGCAUGGAUUUCCGUCACGGUCUAGCGGCCACCAAAAUGUCCACGAAGUGUUUCAGCGAGCUCGACGAUCCAUAAACCCCGACAUGAGGCCAGAAGCUACUGUGUUUCAGCUGAAUGACAGUCACCAAAUGGCCUAUGUACACUGGGCAGCAGACGGCAGGGACACUAUUGUGGUGUUGACACGAGACAGAAAUCCAGGCUUAAACAGUAACAGCCACGUGUGGAUUUCAAGAGAUUAUGGUCAUACCUUUGAGAAUCGCACCAACUCAUUUAUGCAUGGUCGGCGAUUUGCAGUGAUUGACAUGUUUUAUGCUUCUCCAGUAAAUAACACGAAGUAUCUCUUUGUUGACAAACACAGCAAAAUCAUUUAUCGUUCAACUGAUGACUGCUUAUCGUUUGCAUAUGUAUAUGUAACAUUUAUACCAGAUGAAAUCUCCUUCCAUCCGAGUAACAGUGAAGUUGUUCUCGCUUACGAUGAGACAACAGAAAAGCUUUACUAUUCCAGCAAUUUUGGAAUCCGCUGGCACUUAAAACAUGACAGGGUUAGAUCAUUUUUCUGGGGUACUCCACCACUGGACAAUGUCAACACACUGUACAUCGAGGUCAGCGAGGAAGUCUCAGGUGGCCGUUCUAAUGUGGUGAAAACCGACUACUUUUCCCACGUCGUUUCUACACUUAUUAGCGGGGUAUACGACUUUGAGGUCAUCGACAACUACAUGUUUGCAACAAAAUCGUCCUGGGUACCUGACUUUGUUACAUUGCUGGUGUCACAAGACCGUGGUGCAUUUCAGACAGCUGAAAUACCCACAGCCUCUCAGACAAAGGAUUUCUACAUUGCUGAUGUGUCAGAGAACAGGGUUUUCCUGGCGGUCACUCAUGAUCGAAGGACAGCUCAUCUCUACAUCUCAGACUCUUCUGGAACAAAAUACAGCUUGUCUAUGGAAAGGGUGCUGUAUUUCUCUGAAAAGAACUCUUCUCCAUGGUUGAGGCGCUACAAAAAUAACGCAUUUGUAGACCUUCACAAAGUGAGCGGAAUAAAUGGAGUGUACAUUGCUAGUCAACUCACUCUUGGUCCGGUUGGACACCGGCAUGUCUUGACCAAGAUUACCUUCAAUAAAGGUGGAUUGUGGAAGCCAGUGGCAGCUCCUGAAGUGGACGCUUAUGGAAAUCCCUUGAACUGCAGCCUGGUAGGCUUUGGUUUUUAUACAAAAAAUGUCAGAACCCCUGGACCGAGCGUUUGGGGAAGAAUGAACGAACUGGGUGUUGGUGGUAUUUUCAUUGCUGUUCCCAGAGACUCGUUGACGAACCUGAUUUAUUACAGCUGGAAUGGAGGCAAGACCUGGCAAAUUUAUAAGUUCUUAAAGAACUCCAAGCUAUAUGUGCACGGCCUUCUGACGGAGCCUGGUGAAAAGAGUGCUGAAUUUACAAUUUAUGGAUCCAUUCCUAGAAUACACAAAUGGAUUGUUUUCCAAAUUAACUUGAGGAAGGUGCUAGGCAGUCCUUGCAAGGAAGAGGACUAUAAGGAGUGGAUCCCAUCUGAUGAACUCAACGGGACUUGCUUGCUGGGUAGGAAUCCUUGCAAGGAAGAGGACUAUAAGGAGUGGAUCCCAUCUGAUGAACUCAACGGGACUUGCUUGCUGGGUAGGAAGUCUGCUUACAAGAGAAGGAUAACCAACGCGCACUGUUACAAUGGUUAUGACUAUGAUCAGCCAAUCACACAUCAGAAUUGUUCGUGUAAUAGAGAGGACUUUGAAUGUGAUGUGGGGUACUUUGAUCUAGGUAACAAAGAGUGUGGGCCUGAUAGUUCCAGUGGAUUCACUCCCACAAGCGUGCCUCGUUUUUGUCCUCCAGGCAGCACAUAUCGCCGCACAAAAGGAUCGGGCCCAGAGGAGCUAGGAAAACAGGCGAAGAUGGCAAUGAGGGCGAAAAUACUCAUGAACACUUUGUUUGCUUAUGGUCCUGUUGCCAGAUAUCGCAAAGUCGUUGGUGAUACCUGCCAGGGAGGACUGGAAAAUCAGUUUGUUUCAGAAAUGGUUCCUUGUCCAAUAGCGCGUAAGUUAACAACCAUACAAAGAGUGAAAAAUCAUGCAAAGCAGGUUCAAAUUAAAGUGAUUCUUGCCCAUUGCUGCCGCCGUUACACCAAAGUUACAUUUGAUGGGAGUGAUCGUCAGAAAUAUUUGAACGUUUACUGUAAUGGAAUUAAAGUUCCUAAACUAUUAGGCAGUCCUUGCAAGGAAGAGGACUAUAAGGAGUGGAUCCCAUCUGAUGAACUCAACGGGACUUGCUUGCUGGGUAGGAAGUCUGUUUACAAGAGAAGGAUAACCCACGCGCACUGUUACAAUGGUUAUGACUAUGAUCAGCCAAUCACACAUCAGAAUUGUUCGUGUAAUAGAGAGGACUUUGAAUGUGAUGUGGGAUACUUUGAUCUAGGUAACAAAGAGUGCGCGGUUGAUACUUCCAGUGGAUUCACUCCCACCGGCGUGCCUCGUUUUUGUCCUGCAGGCAGCACAUAUCGCCGCUCAAAAGGAUAUCGCAAAGUCGUUGGUGAUACCUGCCAGGGAGGACUGGAAAAUCAGUUUGUUUCAGAAAUGGUUCCUUGUCCAAUAGCGCCACAACCUCUGUUCUUACUGUAUGCGGCUCAAAGUAACAUCCAGAGAAUCACGUUGGGAGCUAAUUACACAGAAACCACUCUUCCACUUGGGCUGCAAAAUGCUGUCGCCUUAGACUUUGAUUAUAGUAAAAACUGCAUUUACUGGGCCGAUGUCACUCUAGGAGCAGUCAAGCGAUCGUUUCUUAAUGGAUCGGGAAUAACUGAGACACUUCAUGGUGGCGUCCAGCAAGUGGAAGGACUGGCAUUAGAUUGGCUUGGUGAUAAUAUAUAUUGGGUAGAUGCUGGUGCCAAGAAGAUUGAAGUCUCCAGGACAGAUGGACGUUUCCGUAAAACACUUCUCACCAACAAUCUCGAUAAACCCAGGGCUAUCGCUCUACAUCCAUCUCGUGGGUACAUGUUUUGGACUGACUGGGGAAGUGAAGCUCGGAUAGAAAGAGCUUACAUGUCAGGUGCAGAGCGUGUGACAAUUGUGUCAUUUCAUUUACAAUGGCCUAAUGGAGUUGCCAUCGAUUUCUCAGCGCAAAAACUAUACUGGACUGAUGCUGGGUUGGACAAGAUAGAGAGGUGCAACUUGGAUGGAACUUAUCGACAGACAAUAAGCAGCACAGGGCUACCUCACCCGUACUCAAUAUCUGUGUACAAAGAUUCUAUCUACUGGGACGACUGGUCAACACAGUCAAUUCAAAAGGCAGACAAACGAUAUGGUGGCCUUCGGCAGACUAUUAAGUCACAUGUGCACAAGCCAAUGGAUUUAAAAGUAUUUCACCAGGAUGCACAGAGAGGAAGUAACUUUUGUUCGCGACUGAAAGUGUGCAGCCACCUCUGCUUCUCUGUGCCGGGUAGUUAUUCCUGUGCUUGUCCUGAUAACAUGCGAAAUGUGACGUCUGUUUCUGGAAAUGUGACCUGCGAGUGCCAGCCUGGAGAACACAUGGACGCUAACGGAGAGUGCAAAACUCGGACUUAUCCUACGUGUCAGCCAGACCAAUUUACUUGCGCUAACAGGCGCUGUAUUCCACGACGGUGGGUUUGCGAUUUUGAUGAUGACUGCCAUGACAACUCUGAUGAGCAAAGAUGCUCUCCAGGUUUAGUCCCAGCUAUAGCAUUCCACCCAGGCAAUUGUUCAUCCUCGCAGUUUUCUUGUCGCAAUGGUCGCUGCAUUCCAAGUAGCUGGUUUUGUGAUGGCGACCAGGACUGCGGUGAUGGAUCUGAUGAGCCACAAACUUGCAAUUAUACGACUCCAACUAUGGCCGCUUCAAGCCCACCCAGUAACCGCCCUACAAGCUGUAGAUCUUAUGAACAUAAAUGCAACAAUAGCUUUUGUAUUUAUCGAUGGGAUGUAUGUGAUGGUGUUAAUGACUGUGGGGACAACUCAGACGAAUGGUAUUGUGUAACAACAACAGGCAGGCCGGUUUCCACCAAGAUUCCAUCCUGCCCGGAUGGGUGGCUCCACUGCUUGCACGAUACUUCCAUCUGCAUAAAAACAGAACGGUUGUGUGAUGGAGUUCUGAACUGCCCGGGACACUGGGACGAAUUGCCACAAAAUUGCCCAAACAGCACCUUGCAGGUAACGAAUGUUCAGGCAACUCCACUUUCAAGUGGGACUGCUGUUAACAUUUCUUGGCAUCAAAUCUCUUAUCAGCCACCAGGUUCUGCCUUUCCUGGGUACAGAAUCUCUUACCGGGCUGUUAAGCUACAUUCUUUACAAACUGUGGAUGUCUGGCACAUGGAAGACGCAAAAAGCAUCAACUAUCACAUUGUCUCCAAUCUUCAAACAUGCUCAGAGUACGAAUUUAGGGUACAAGUCCUUUUAAAUGGAUCUAGACCAGGUCCGUUCUCAGCUGCUGUCAAAACAGAAACCAUAACAGUCACAACCACUGCUCCACAAAAUCUGCAUUGUGCAUUGAAAGAUGACGGCUCAUUACAGAUAACCUGGGAGUCUCCAUUAGUUUACUGCCAUGUGAUCACUAAUUACAAAAUCUAUUUCAAGUCCAACACCCAAAAGGAGUUUCGUAUUAUAGAAACUGGAAAUGUUUUCAGUUUCUAUCUUAAAGGACUUGCAGAAGGAGUAACUUAUAUUAUUAAGCUACAAGCUUACAGCAAUUUAGAUGGUGGAAACUUUACUGCUCCACAGUCUGUGUGGAUUCCAAAUCAACGGUCAUCGGCCAAGUCAUCACCAACCAUGACCUUGCUAACCAAGUCAUCAGCUACCAGGCCUCCGUCAACCAAGCUGUCAGCUACCAGGCCUUCGUCUACCAAGUCGUCAGCUACCAGGCCUUCGUCAACCAAGUCGUCAGCCACCAGGCCUUCGUCUACUGCUACUAAGUCGUUACCAACCAAACCUUUACCAACCAAUUCGUCAUUUACCAAGCCGUCACCAACCAAGAGGUUUUCAUCAUUGCCACUGAUAAACAACAAGGAGAAUCAUCACUUUCCAUACUGGACAAUCCCAACUGCCAUCCUUGGCGUUAUCGUUGUCUUAAUUUUCGUUUUCUUGAUUCGUAAAAACUACCGGCGGAGAACGUUUGGACGGAGUGUAAAAAUCUACCUUCAAGAGUCUACAAAGGAAACAAAUGAAGGAGACGCGAUGCCCUUGUUGCUGCAGGAAAGCCUAACUGAUGAUGAAAUUCUUGUAACAGCUUAAAGGGCAUUUAGCUCAAUGAAUUAAGAAACACCUCCAAUGUCCAGUCACAUCAUUUGAUAGACGCUGAUGCUCAUUCUAAACCUUGUGGCUUUUAAAAGUAAUGUUUGACUUAGAGUCAGGGCAGUCUGUUUUUAUAUUUAUAUAGAGCUGUUGGAAAUAAUAUUCCAAUCAAUAAAUAUGUAAGCGUUAACUGCUGUCCUACAGUAGCAUAUUGGAUAAGCUAGUGUUCUAUCGAAUUAGGCCUUAAACUACUGUAUUUAGUACCAAGCUGUCGCUGAUCUACAGCACCACAUAAGAGAUAGAAAAUUUUCCGCUGAACAACCGAUAUAUAGUAAGUCGGGUAAAAGAAGACAAACAAAUGUGACAAGUGAGCACAUGAAAGAUCAUAUAGUUAAGGAGUAUAAGGAAAAUGUAGGGUACUCACGGGAACAGGGUGAUACAAAAGGGAAAAUAAAGU
Molecule: messenger RNA, 7187 nt
Organism: Orbicella faveolata
Lineage: Eukaryota; Metazoa; Cnidaria; Anthozoa; Scleractinia; Merulinidae
Product: sortilin-related receptor-like
Biological process (GO): post-Golgi vesicle-mediated transport
Cellular component (GO): membrane; Golgi apparatus
Molecular function (GO): protein binding
Source: RefSeq, a predicted model, not a curated record